Molecule: messenger RNA, 444 nt
Organism: Ixodes scapularis (black-legged tick)
Lineage: Eukaryota; Metazoa; Arthropoda; Arachnida; Ixodida; Ixodidae
Exons: 4
Coding region: 1-444 (147 amino acids)
Source: RefSeq, a predicted model, not a curated record
AUGGCACUGCACUUCACCGAUAAAACUAAGGUAAUUUUAACAGGAGACUUCAACCUGCCCACUAUUGAUUGGACGUCCUGUAAAGUAGGGGAGCCGUGCAACACAACGCAGCAGUGCUGGCUGAAAGACCCCGACCUCACCUGCCUGGAUCAGCUGUGCGCAUGCCCUGCCGACAAGUUCCCGACGGCUGAGGGUCGUUGCAACCCGCGGCGGAAGCUGGGGGAGAACUGUACGAAUGACAAGGCGUGCUCGGCAAUGUUAGCGGCAUGCAUCAACGGCCUCUGCAGCUGUCCGGUGGGAUUCAAACUCCAGAAGGAAAACUCGUGCGUGAAAUCAGAUAUUCCGGUUGUCUGGAAAAGGGUCGCAGUGGUAAUAUCUGUUUCGAUUGCCUGUGCCCUCCUGCUUCUCCUCUUGUGCUGCAUCGUUCUCCUAAUGUUGAGGUGA